Messenger RNA from Coffea arabica (coffee), 1424 nucleotides. RefSeq names its product SNF1-related protein kinase regulatory subunit beta-2-like. Gene Ontology annotation, molecular function: protein binding. NCBI's taxonomy places the organism in Eukaryota, Viridiplantae, Streptophyta, Magnoliopsida, Gentianales, Rubiaceae. The record is from RefSeq and is a predicted model, not a curated record.
AUUUAUACCUUAAAUAAAAGACUCCAGUUUUCUUCGGCAAUCAAAUCAAAUCCAUUCAAGAUCCCAACCCCAAGCAUCAAAAUUAAUCAAGUAGCGAAAGGGAAGAUAUUAAUCCACCAAUCAGAAGCUGCAUUACACUCUCUAAAAUCACAGCUUUCCAUUUUCUCAUCCCACAGUCAAUCGCAAACUUAUGUCGGUCUAUCAAUGUAUCACCGUCACCACUGACGCGGCGGUGAUAUUCAGCACUAGCACUGCUUCUGUGGGUGGCUAAUAUACAGUAUAUAUACUACCGGUUUAUAGAAGCAAGACCUCUUUAUAUGAAAUCCUAGUUUUUAUUUCUACUAGAGUUUUUUCUUAGCGAUUUAUUAUAAUAAAGUAAUGGGGAAUGUUAAUGGAAGAGAGGAUGGUGGUGAUGGGAACAGCCCUUCUGGACUUGAUGCGGAGGAUGGUGGUGGCGGUGCGCAGCAAUCUUUGGCCGCUCAAGAGGGUAGAUAUGGUAAUCAUGCUGAUGUAGGAGAGUUCAUGGGUCAAUCCCCCCCGCCCAGUCCUAGGGCUUCUCACUCUCCUUUGAUGUUUAGGCCUCAGAUGCCAGUGGUUCCUCUGCAAAGACCUGAUGAGAUGCACAUUCCAAGUCCAUCAUGGAUGCAAACAAUGUCAGGGCAUGAUGAUAUGUAUUAUGAACAAGGUAUCCCAACAAUGAUUACAUGGAGCUAUGAUGGUAAUGAAGUUGCUGUCGAAGGAUCAUGGGACAACUGGAAAACAAGAACACUUUUGGAGAGAUCUGGGAAAGAUUUCACAAUCAUGAAAGUGCUGCCAUCUGGUGUCUACCAAUAUAGGUUUAUUGUUGAUGGACAAUGGAAGUAUCUCCCUGAUAUGCCUUGGAUCCAUGAUGAAGCAGGCAAUCCUUGCAACAUUUUGGACUUGCAGGAUUAUGUUCCAGAAGAUAUUGAAAGUGUUUCUGGUUUUGAACCACCCCAGUCUCCUGAAUCAAGUUACAACAACUUGCAACUUGUUGCUGAAGAUUAUGCAAAAGAGCCUCCUUUGGUUCCUCCGCAUCUCCAAAUGACUUUGCUUAACAUCCCAUCGGCACAUUUGGAGAUACCACCUCCUUUUUCGAGGCCUCAGCAUGUUGUGCUAAACCAUCUCUACAUGCAGAAAGGUCGGAGCCCAUCAGUGGUAGCACUUGGUUCUACUCAUCGUUUCCUGUCCAAAUAUGUUACAGUAGUGCUAUACAAGUCCAUACAGAGAUGAAGAUCUGGCCCACCUGUUUGGACAAUGGUUUUCAGUCUUUAUAUGUAGUUGAUAUUAGAAUUAAGGUUAAAAUUUCUAGCCCCAUGAGCAAACAUUAAUUGAAAUUUGGAAUAUAAGGGACUUUGAUAAUUUAUUCAACUUGGGGAUAAUUAUUUUGGUGUCAAAUUUUUGGA